GGCCCUUAGUCUCGCAUCGGCAGCAUCCGCGACAUCAUCUUCUUCUUGUGAAGCUCCUCAUAAUAAUCAGAGAUAAUCAUCGAGUCAAUUUUGAAGUGUUUUCGUCACCUCCGGACAAGAGUCUUCCAUCGGCCGUGCCCAUUUUUGCGACAAGAAUUCUCAUCUCUCGACGACGGAGCAUCUUUCGAUUUAGUUCAUUUUUUAAAAUGUUGAAAAGUUUUCUCUGUUUUCGAGAGACGGAAGUCUUGCACAAGAAAUUUGAAAAAAACAGGUCGGUGGGACUUUCGUCCGUGUGUGAUGCACUUGACAACACCGCGCCAUUUUAUUUUUAUUAAGUAUUUUUACUUUUAUAAUUUUAAAAUAAUUUUUGGUUUUAUUUUUUGAAUAUUUGAUUUGUUUAAAACGGAAUUGCACUGGGGCGGUGGCGCCCCAGUGGAAAACGAUUCGUAUCGCAACAUUGACACGUUGCGCCAUCUCAAGUUGAGAAACAGCUGAUUCAGCUUCCGGCCUCCCGCAACCAGCCACUUCAUCAGCUGUGUGUGUAUGUGUGUGUGUUGCUGGCGAUAGGGAAAGAAAAAACCCGUUAAAUGGGCAAAAGAUAAGCCCCAAAUCGACUCUUGAUUCUAUUUAGUUCAGUCCCUGUCAUAUCGGGGAAAGCAGGGGCCAUCUUGUUUGACGUUUCAGGCUGAAUUUACAGGCGACAGCUGGAGAGAUCUUGCAGUGCAACAGGUGUCCAAGGCCAACAGGAAAUAAACAGUUGAUCAAACAGGUGGUGAGGUGUCUUCUUCUCUGAUGAUGAAUGCGAGCGCAAGUCCUACCAAUGAGUACCUGCACCAUCAGUAAACGUAUUUGCCAAGAUGACGAAACCCCCUACCCCGCCACCAGCUACAACUCUUGCUGGGAGUGGGUGGCCUCUUUGCCCGGUGACCAAGACAAUGCCAACCUGAAUGCAGAUUGCAGUCCCAACAACGAACCCAUUUUGGCUGGUAGUGAUUUUAUCGUCAGGAAAAAAGGUAUCCUCGGACUCCACAAUGGUGGAGGUAAACACAAUGCAGCAGACAUUUAUCAGUUGGCCCAGGCCACGAGGAAAGCCAGGGACAGACCAUCGGUGGUUUCUGAAGGGCCCAGGGAAAGGGUCAGCCAGGACAGAUCUUCAAUGCUCCGUUCGGCGUUUGCAGCUCAGCGUUUGGACAAGACCAAUUCGGAAGGAACUUUCUCUUUCGAUUCGUCCACGAUGGAUGCGUUCGGAGUGUGCGAUGACGAGUACAGCCUUCCAUCAGCUGAAGAACUUCUCUUGCAGAUGGGAUUUGGUGGGCCAUCCCAAGGACUAGACAGGGUACCCGAACGUUUCCUCCAAUCAUCUCAGAUGCGUGGUGUUGAUAUUGAACAGUUUUUCUUAACCCAACAAGAAUUAAACGACACGUUUGAAACGGGUUCACUCGGUUACAGGGGACUGGCCGGUCCUCCGACACGACGGCCUUCCGGAAUUGUGGCCAGAUUAUACGAGCGGAUGCUGCGGAAGAGUUCCGGGCCGACGAUAUGCAGCAGUUUUGAAAAUCCUCCUGGAUCCAACCACCCGAUGGAGCCACUCACUUUGAAACUGCCCCAGCCGGAAGUGUUGAUCGAGUCGGAAGAAUCAGCCGUCACGCCCACCAAUAACAAUCAGGGCGCUUACAAUUUCAACACUCAAUCGGGGACGAUGAUGCCGCCCAGCGGAUCGCACAAUUCCAGUCUGGCCAGCUCGAGAAGGUCCAGUUUGCGUCGACAGGAGUGUGUCGACGAGGAAACGUUGGCAUCCGCCGAGCCGGCCGAAGAAAUUCUCUGCCAGCAAUCGGAGCAAAGUAGCGGAUUCGUUAGUGGUCGAAUGCUGGCCAACGCCUCGCAAGUCUUGCCCACCGUCUACGUGACUCCUCCCCCGUCUACAAUUUUCUCACAGGCCAGUCUGGACAUGCCGGAAUCGGUCACUACUCACGAGAUUGACCCUAUCAUCUCUGUGCUGCAAUUGGCUGCCGAGGCGUACCGGGUCCGGAUGGCCACCGCUCCACUUGCCCAGGAACUUCCUCACGAAGAAGAUCCUUGCGAUUGGAAUCACAAUCUGGAAGACGUCAAGGAAGAGUUGCGGGGCGAGCUGGAUAAAACGGACGAUUUACUGCAGAGACUCCAGCAGCGUCUGUCUCACGCCCGUUCCAUCCAUCAAACGUACGACUCGUCUGCUCUCCGCGGCGUCCUGACGGACAUGACGACUUUGCUCCAGCAGCAACAGCGUCUCUACCGUCGAGUCAACCAAAUGAGAAACGACUCGCUGGAAACUGUCCAGCACUUUCACGUCAAUCACCACGAAUCCGUCAUCGAUCCAGCGAAAACAACGACAUCCCUUCCGGCGGAAGAGUCUUCUAGUCUGCUCAAAUCGAGCGCCAACGUCUCUUCCUCCUCCCCAUCCAGCGACGACGAUGAAGAAGAAAUAAUUUUUCCUUCCGGAAUCCAUUCACGUCUGUGGAUGAAAUCCUUUGAGCGCCGACUGACUACCCACAUUCGUAAAACGAUCCGGCAAGAAUUGCGUCGAGUCCGACCAUCAGCUACUAGAAUAACGGCACGCUCAAAGUUAAAAAAAUAAUUAUAACCCAUCAAAUUAUCAAAUUUUGCACAAUUUUUUCUAUAAUCAUGUUAGGAAUUCUUUUUCAAUUAUUUAAAAAAUAUAAUUAUGGUUCGCGUUUUUUCCUGCUUCCACAAAAAUAA
This is a messenger RNA of Daphnia pulex (common water flea), 2736 nucleotides long. RefSeq lists its product as uncharacterized. NCBI's taxonomy places the organism in Eukaryota, Metazoa, Arthropoda, Branchiopoda, Diplostraca, Daphniidae. The record is from RefSeq and is a predicted model, not a curated record. Gene Ontology annotation, molecular function: signaling receptor binding. The transcript is spliced from 6 exons. The coding region runs from base 800 to 2614 and encodes 604 amino acids.